UUAAUGUUUUGCUCAACGUAUUUUAUUUUUUUAAUUACUUUUAAUAUUGUGAUUUUUUAAAGUAUGGCAACAAAAAUUAGCCCUAGAGAAGUGUUGGAAUAUUUAAACGACUUGGGUUAUCAUAACGUAAACCCGCAACAACUGAAAGAAUUUGUUUACGACUUGAAGAAACUGAUAAAGUAUGAAGAACGAAAACGAAGAGAACAAAGUAUUGAAAAUACAUCAGUGCCAAAAGAAUCGAGGAAAGACAGCAAAGAUGAUGUAUUUGUAGUUUUACAUUCACAAGGGACUCAUUCUUCAAGAGCCAAAAUUGUUCCAAAAAAAGAAAGUGUGAUUUCAUUGAAAAUCAAGACUAGUAAGGCAUCACAUCAUUGUCAGGAAACCACGACUGAGCCACAAACAGCCCCUAGGAAGAGUACAGAAGACUCGCUUGAUUUUGUACCUGUUAAAGAUGUACCUGCUAAAAAAGUGACUAGUUCUCAUAAGCCUAAAGGUUCCUUCAUAAGACCUGCAGUUCAAACGAAUAAAAAGAAUGACCCUGUGGCCUUGUACCACCAGUAUCAGAUGUGUUGGAAGCGACAGAAAAUUCCAGGUGAAGACAAUAGAACUGACUUGAGAUGGGCAAUAAGAGAAAAAAUGAUGAGUGGACCCAAAGUAACAAGAGCUUAAAUCUUUCUUUGUCAGUGUAUUAUGGCUUUUAUGUUAAAACGACUAAUUUUAUAAUAAAUUGUUACAAUUAUAUUGUUUAUUACGUG
Tribolium madens (black flour beetle) is the source of this 755-nucleotide messenger RNA. RefSeq names its product hydrolethalus syndrome protein 1 homolog (gene Hyls1). The record is from RefSeq and is a predicted model, not a curated record. Lineage: Eukaryota; Metazoa; Arthropoda; Insecta; Coleoptera; Tenebrionidae. The coding region runs from base 64 to 669 and encodes 201 amino acids. Gene Ontology annotation, biological process: cilium assembly. Gene Ontology annotation, cellular component: centriole; non-motile cilium. The transcript is spliced from 3 exons.